AUGGCCGACUACCUGAUUAGCGGGGGCACGUCCUACGUGCCUGACGACGGGCUCACGGCACAGCAGCUCUUCAACUGCGGCGACGGCCUCACCUACAAUGACUUUCUCAUUCUCCCUGGAUACAUCGACUUCACUGCAGACCAGGUGGACCUGACCUCUGCUCUGACCAAAAAGAUCACUCUGAAAACGCCCCUGGUGUCCUCACCCAUGGACACGGUCACAGAAGCUGGCAUGGCCAUAGCAAUGGCGCUUACAGGUGGUAUUGGCUUCAUCCACCACAACUGUACACCUGAAUUCCAGGCCAACGAAGUUCGGAAAGUAAAGAAAUACGAGCAGGGGUUCAUCACAGACCCCGUGGUGCUCAGCCCCAGGGACCGCGUGCGGGACGUGUUCGAGGCCAAGGCCCGGCACGGCUUCUGCGGCAUCCCCAUCACCGACACGGGCCGCAUGGGCAGCCGCCUGGUGGGCAUCAUCUCCUCGCGGGACAUUGACUUUCUCAAGGAGGAGGAGCACGACCGGUUUUUGGAAGAGAUCAUGACCAAGAGAGAGGACCUGGUGGUGGCCCCUGCGGGCGUCACGCUGAAGGAAGCCAACGAGAUCCUGCAGCGCAGCAAGAAGGGGAAGCUGCCCAUCGUGAACGAAGACGACGAGCUGGUGGCCAUCAUUGCGCGGACAGACCUGAAGAAGAACCGCGACUACCCCCUGGCCUCCAAGGACACCAAGAAGCAGCUGCUGUGCGGGGCGGCCAUCGGCACGCACGAGGACGACAAGUACCGGCUCGACCUGCUGGCCCAGGCCGGCGUGGACGUGGUCGUGCUGGACUCCUCCCAGGGGAACUCCAUCUUCCAGAUCAACAUGAUCAAGUACAUCAAAGAGAAGUACCCCAGCCUCCAGGUCAUCGGAGGCAACGUGGUCACCGCCGCUCAGGCCAAGAACCUCAUCGACGCCGGUGUGGACGCCCUGCGGGUGGGCAUGGGCAGUGGCUCCAUCUGCAUCACCCAGGAAGUGCUGGCCUGUGGGCGGCCCCAAGCCACGGCGGUGUACAAGGUGUCCGAGUACGCGCGGCGCUUUGGUGUUCCGGUCAUCGCUGACGGGGGGAUCCAAAACGUGGGCCACAUCGCCAAGGCCCUGGCCCUGGGGGCUUCCACAGUGAUGAUGGGCUCCCUCCUGGCCGCCACCACCGAGGCGCCCGGGGAGUACUUCUUCUCCGACGGCAUCCGCCUGAAGAAGUACCGGGGCAUGGGCUCGCUCGACGCCAUGGACAAGCACCUCAGCAGCCAGAACCGCUACUUCAGUGAGGCAGACAAGAUCAAGGUGGCCCAGGGCGUGUCUGGGGCGGUGCAGGACAAGGGCUCCAUCCACAAAUUUGUCCCCUACCUGAUCGCCGGCAUCCAGCACUCCUGCCAGGACAUUGGUGCUAAGAGUUUGACCCAAGUCAGGGCCAUGAUGUACUCCGGGGAGCUCAAGUUUGAGAAGAGGACGUCCUCCGCGCAGGUGGAAGGCGGCGUCCACGGCCUCCAUUCGUAUGAGAAGCGGCUUUUCUGA
Messenger RNA from Pipistrellus nathusii (Nathusius's pipistrelle), 1545 nucleotides. Lineage: Eukaryota; Metazoa; Chordata; Mammalia; Chiroptera; Vespertilionidae. The record is from the annotation of a GenBank genome assembly.